Molecule: messenger RNA, 1221 nt
Organism: Eleginops maclovinus (Patagonian blennie)
Lineage: Eukaryota; Metazoa; Chordata; Actinopteri; Perciformes; Eleginopidae
Exons: 8
Coding region: 109-1221 (370 amino acids)
Source: RefSeq, a predicted model, not a curated record
UGAUCAUCCAAUUAUCGAAAAUUAUGGGCGGCAACGAAACCAUCAGCGGACCAGAUGAAUCUACCGAAAGUUUGAUGAAGUGCAGACUUGAGACCUUGCGGCGGUGAAAUGGAUCCAAAGAGACCUCCAGAUGUCAGCAGUAGUGCAAGUGUCCCCGGGAUGGGCCGCAGAGGAGGGCUGCAGCCUCAGGAGCAGGCUGUAGGAGGAAGUAGAGGGCUGCUGCUCUCCUUAGAAGGGUUUGGUAUAGGACGAGCCAGAGGUUUCCCCACUCUCGGCGAUCAUCACAGACAAAGAAUAACUCCCCCCGCUGUGAAUCCUGCAUUCGGCAGAUGCCUGCCCUUCCCAGCAGCUGAGCCAAAAGUUGGGUUUGCAAGAGGCGAUAUCCGGCCUCCUCUGGAGCACAAACCUCCAGGGGGACCCAAGAUGCAAGACCUGGCUUUGACAACAAAAGAGGAUGAUGUGGCUGCCUUCGGUCAAAGAUCCUCCCUGGUCUCAAUGUUUAGAGGAAUGGGCAUCAAUCACUCCAUUGCCUCAUUGGGGAGAGCUCCACCUCCGGGAAAAGGAGCAGGUGGAGAUAUGGGUGAGCCGUGCCCAGUGGGUGUCAUCAGCAGCCCAGAAGGCCAACCUGAAUGGGUGAUGGGCGGAGUCGUCAGUGAAAUGGAUCCAAAGAGACCUCCAGAUGUCAGCAGUAGUGCAAGUGUCCCCGGGAUGGGCCGCAGAGGAGGGCUGCAGCCUCAGGAGCAGGCUAUAGGAGGAAGUAGAGGGCUGCUGCUCUCUUCAGAAGGGUUUGGUAUAGGACGAGCCAGAGGUUUCCCCACUCUCGGCGAUCAUCACAGACAAAGAAUAACUCCCCCCGCUGUGAAUCCUGCAUUCGGCAGAUGCCUGCCCUUCCCAGCAGCUGAGCCAAAAGUUGGGUUUGCAAGAGGCGAUAUCCGGCCUCCUCUGGAGCACAAACCUCCAGGGGGACCCAAGAUGCAAGACCUGGCUUUGACAACAAAAGAGGAUGAUGUGGCUGCCCUUGGUCAAAGAUCCUCCCUGGUCUCAAUGUUUAGAGGAAUGGGCAUCAGUCACUCCAUUACCUCAUUGGGGAGAGCUCCACCUCCGGGAAAAGGAGCAGGUGGAGAUAUGGGUGAGCCGUGCCCAGUGGGUGUCAUCAGCAGCCCAGAAGGCCAACUUGAACCGGUGAUGGACGGAGUCGUCAGGGACUGUAAAUGGAAGUAG